AUGAAGUUGGAAAAAACUCUAUCGAAUGAUUCAUUCAUUCCAGGUACUAUCAAUAUCUAUUCAACCGAAGCAAAGGAUUCGUAUUCGGAUAACGAAAAUGAUCCAAAUUCAAAUCAGAUUACUGCUUCUGGGUUGAAAACUCACGACAAUAUUAUUCUUGUUCCUCAGCCAACGGAUUCUCCAAACGAUCCACUAAAUUGGUCUUUUGGUAAAAAAAUUUGGAAUUUAAUCAUCUUGUUGGUGAUUACUGGAUUCACUGCUGGGGUUUCAAACGAUGCUGGUUCCACGGAGGAUUCUCUUAAUGAAUUAUAUGGUAUCAGUUAUGCUUCAAUGAAUACUGGUGCUGGAGUGCUUUUCAUUGCCAUUGGGACAGGUACCUUUUUAAUGGCUCCAUUCGCAAAUCUAUACGGUCAUAAAAUAAGUUAUAUAAUCUGUAUUUUUGUUGGCUUGAUGGGAUCACUUUAUUUUGCUUUACAGAAGAAUACCGCCGAUGCAAUCAUCAAUCAAUUUUUUGUCGGUUGGAGUGAAGCUUGUGCUGAAGCUCAUGUUCAACAAAGUAUAAGUGCUCUAUUUUUCCAACAUCAAUUAGGUUCUACUUUAACCCUUUAUAUGUUGGCCACCUCGGUGGGGACUUAUUUAGGUCCCUUGAUUGCUGGGUUUAUUGUAGAAUCCAUGGGGUUCAGAUGGGUGGGUUGGCUUGGGGUCUUCAUCGCUACUGGGCUCCUCAUUACAAUCAUCUUUGGUUUACAUGAAACUAGAUUCGAUAGACAUAAAUUCUCGGGGGUUAUCAAUUCAGUAAGAAGCCAUGAUCAUCUUGAUGAUGCUGAUGAAAAAAAAUUCAUUAAAAAAUUACUUGGUAAUAAAAAUGAAAAAAUUGAUCAGGUUAUUAACGUGCAACACUCUUCUUUAAAUUCAGAUACUGGUUAUAAUGAACUGAAAAAAUCUUAUUUACAACAAAUUAAACCAAUCACCAAAAAUCCAAACCUUAAAGGAACUGGUUUCAAGCAAUACUUAACCCAAUUAAAAUUAAUGACUAAAGUUUUCCUUUUCAUCCCAGUAAUUUAUGGUGGGUUACUUUGGGGUAUGCAAGACUCCCUUCUUACCUUUUAUUUAACGGUGGAAGAUGAUCAAUAUUAUAAUGCUCCUUUCAAUUAUAGCACUAAUAGAGUGGCAAUGAUGAACAUGCCUUGCGUCAUUGGUGCUAUCAUUGGUUGUAUGUAUGCUGGGCCUUUAAGUGAUUGGUUUACAGUUUGGAUGGCAAAAAGAAAUAAUGGGGUUAUGGAAGCAGAGUUUAGACUAUACUUUUUAUUCGUUCCAGGUAUUUUGGCUCCGCUUGGCUUCAUUCUUUUCGCAGUUUCAACCGAUAAAUUAUGGAAUUGGAGAGUUACUUAUUUUGCUCUUGGUUUGAUUGGUUAUGGUUUUGCUUGCCUGGGGGAUGUAGGACUUGCCUAUCUAAUGGAUGCUUACCCUGAAAUGAUUAUUGAAAUGAUGUGUGGGGUUUCAAUCAUUAAUAAUUACAUGAGUUGUGUUUUUACCUUCACUUGUAGUUUAUGGUUAGAUAAAAUGUCUAAUACAAAUAUUUUUAUCAUUUUAGGUAUACUUGAGUUUCUUCUUAUGAUGUGUGCUUUACCUUUGAUUAUUCAUGGUAAGAGAAUCAGGAAAUAUACCAAGACUUGGUACGUUGAUUAUAUAAAUGUUCGAGAUGGGUUUUAA
Molecule: messenger RNA, 1713 nt
Organism: Hyphopichia burtonii NRRL Y-1933
Lineage: Eukaryota; Fungi; Ascomycota; Pichiomycetes; Serinales; Debaryomycetaceae
Gene: HOL1
Product: Hol1p
Exons: 1
Coding region: 1-1713 (570 amino acids)
Biological process (GO): transmembrane transport
Cellular component (GO): fungal-type vacuole
Molecular function (GO): transmembrane transporter activity
Source: RefSeq, a predicted model, not a curated record